CAUAAGCGAUGAAGUUGGCAUUCGACUCGAAAACUUGCUUCUGCCGCUCAAAGACGAACUAUUAUUUCGGGAAAAAAUUGUCCUACAUCGUAUGGUUUUGACGUUACGUUAGCCGGAAAUGAAAAUAGAAAGAAAUGUUACAAACAAUGGAUGUAGAUGGCCGUGUGGGAAUGGUCGAUUGUGUUCUCUCAGAAAACAAAGAAAAAUGGCUGGAAUCUAUGAUACAAAUAAAGAACCGAGUUAUUGGUAACAAUAAACAGAAAGAUCAAAUCAUUCAUCAAGGAGUGAUUCCCAGGUUACUACAGUGGAUAAUUGACGAGGACAUCCCAGUAGAACUAAGGACAGAAUCAGCCAUUGUACUAGGCAGUCUGGCCAAGGGGACCUCAGAAAACAUCAGCUGUCUGGUAGAUUCUGGCUGUGUAGCAGUUCUACUCAAAGGGUUGUCGAGUAAUAACGUCAAGUUCAUUGAAGCCUGUUUACGAUGCUUAAGGACUAUAUUUCUUAGUGAGAAUUCUCCAUUAGACCAGAUUUAUGAGCAGGAUGUGACGGUUGUACCUCAUCUCAUUAACAUUCUGUCCAAGUCGUUUUGUACGCAGGAGUGCAUUACUACUAUCUUCAGCAACUGCUGCAAGACCGCGGAACAUCAGAAUGCCUUGAGUAGAAACGGUGCCAUUGCUGCGUUAGCCCCCCUGCUGUGUUCAUCUAGCUACAAGGUUCAGAUGCCAACACUGAAGUGCUUUGCUGUUUUAUGUUAUGAAAACGAGACAGUGUCCAAGGCUACAGCUACAGCAACAUACAAUGGAGAGUCCAUCCCCAAUCUUCUACUUCGCCUCCUGUCCAGAGACAAACCGUCAGAAAUGCAAAUGGCAGCAGCAAAGUGUUUAACAUACCUGUGUAGAGGUGGUGCCAUCCCUACCCAUUGUCCUACGAUUCAGAACAAGACGCUAUCUACACUGAUUCGAAUGUGUAAGAAGGAUCGCACACUGGAGGAGAAUGUGGAGGGAGCUGAGACCCUGGCCUAUCUAACAGAGGCGGAUGCCAAUUUACAGAACUUGGCAUCAAUUUCAGAUCACAUCAUCAAAACAUUGGCAGAUUAUCUCCGCUAUACCAGUGUACAGCAAAUCAACACCAGGUCAACCAAUAGAAAGGUUAUAAAUUGGAGUAAUGAACUGAAACAGGCAGCAUUCCGGGCUUUUGCAUCUUUAGGAGCCAAUGAUGAAGACAUCAGAAAGAAGAUAAUUGAGACUGAGAACUUGAUGGAGCAUAUUGUGGGUGGAAUGACCUGUAAUGAUGUCAAAGUUCAGAUGGGGGCCGUACGAUGUCUGCACAGUUUGUCCCGAUCCGUUCAACAGCUCCGGACUACCUUCCAGGAUCACACCGUCUGGAAACCUCUGAUGAAUUUGAUGACUAAUGGUUCUGAGGAGCUGUUGCCCGUCACCUCGUCCACUCUGUGUAAUUUGCUGUUGGAAUUCUCCCCAGGCCGGGAGAGACCCACUAGUGAAAGCGCAAGGUUGUCUGUAAAUCAGAAAAACAAAGCAUGCUUGGAGGCUGGGGCUAUCAACUUGCUAGCCAAGCUGACUGCUCGAUCAGAAGGAGAUCUAAAACUGAAUGGAAUCUGGGGACUUAUGAACAUGGCUUUCCAGGCAGACCUGUCUGUGAAGAUUCAUAUAGUGGAUACUAUCGGAACAGAGCAGCUCUUCCGACUUCUAUCCGAUCCAGAUCCGGGGGUCCUGAUGAAAACACUGGGUCUGAUACGCAACUUACUGGCAGGAAGAACGGAUAUUGAUCAUUUGAUGAAGGUCUAUGGAAGUCAAAUAAUGCAAGCUGUAGUGUUUAUCCUAGAAGGAGAUCAUGUGGUGGAGAUAAAAGAACAGACCCUGUGUAUAUUAACUAAUGUGGCAGAUGGAGAGGAAGCGAAGGAUUACAUCAUGGGAAAUGAAGACGUCCUCAAGAAACUCAAGACUUAUAUGGUGCAUACCAAUGUGAAGUUACAGGUAGCCGCCACAUCGUGUAUAUCUAAUCUAGUGUGGAAUGAACAGGAAGGGGCAUACAACAGGCAAGCAAAACUUCGAGAUCUCGGAAUUCAGAAGCUCUUACAACAACUCCUCAGUGCAAACGAUGUUCUGUUGUUUGAUAAAGUGAAAACAGCACUGCAACAGUUUACAUGAUGGACGAGAAAAUGUGGAUUAUGAGUAUGAGAAAAUAUGGGUUAUCGGUGGAUAGUGAUGGGAAGACAAAAGUUCUCCAACUGUGAUCAUAAAAGAAAAAUGCUUUCCCUUUGUACAGAAAAUCAGAACAAUGGUGGAUUGUUUUUCUUGAAUUUUAAUGAAAUUAAGAAAACGGACUUGAUUUCAUUGUGCCAUUGGACAAACACAUCAAACAAAGAUUGUGCACUGCAUUAUAUAGUAGACUUGCUGCUUGGAGAAAUGAAAGUUAAAAAUUAGAAAUAUGUAAAGUUUUGCAGCUGUAUCGAUGAAGUGCAUAAGAAAUUUUCCAUGUCUGGAUGUGUACUCUGAUCUCAUAAUGUAUUGUGAUAAUGUAUGGUGGAAUGGAAUGGUGAGAAGGCUGACUGAAGGUGGCCGGUAGGGAUGCUCUGAAACUAUGAAGUUACAGGGGAUAAGAUUGCAUAAUGUGAUCGACCUGGCAGUUGCCAUCAAGUUAUUUGCUAUGUAAAUGUAAUAUUUGUACUUAAACAUGUCAUUGGUAAAUAAAGUUUUAACCACAUGA
Molecule: messenger RNA, 2727 nt
Organism: Ostrea edulis (European flat oyster)
Lineage: Eukaryota; Metazoa; Mollusca; Bivalvia; Ostreida; Ostreidae
Product: armadillo repeat-containing protein 8-like
Exons: 21
Coding region: 135-2168 (677 amino acids)
Biological process (GO): proteasome-mediated ubiquitin-dependent protein catabolic process
Cellular component (GO): GID complex
Molecular function (GO): protein binding
Source: RefSeq, a predicted model, not a curated record